Messenger RNA from Olea europaea var. sylvestris, 1929 nucleotides. RefSeq names its product adenosylhomocysteinase-like. Gene Ontology annotation, cellular component: cytosol. The coding region runs from base 185 to 1642 and encodes 485 amino acids. Gene Ontology annotation, biological process: L-methionine cycle. The record is from RefSeq and is a predicted model, not a curated record. NCBI's taxonomy places the organism in Eukaryota, Viridiplantae, Streptophyta, Magnoliopsida, Lamiales, Oleaceae. The transcript is spliced from 2 exons. Gene Ontology annotation, molecular function: adenosylhomocysteinase activity.
GGUCUACGACUUCCGCCGCCUCCCCACCCACUCCAUCUUUACCAAAUCGCAGAUCCACCAAACCCUCAAAAUCUCAACCGUCCAUUUUACCAUUUCAACACUAUUUAUAUGCCCCAUCAGACCCAUAUACACUUGCCCACUCUUUAAGCUCUCUUCUUGCUAAAACCGCAAAAGAAGAGAAUCAAUGGCACUUUUUGUAGAGAAAACCACCUCUGGCCGCGAGUACAAGGUCAAGGACAUGUCCCAAGCUGAUUUCGGCCGCCUCGAGAUCGAGCUAGCCGAGGUCGAAAUGCCUGGGCUCAUGUCUUGCCGUACCGAAUUUGGCCCCUCACAGCCCUUCAAGGGAGCUAAGAUCACUGGCAGCCUUCACAUGACCAUUCAAACCGCUGUUUUGAUCGAAACUUUGACUGCCUUGGGUGCCGAGGUGAGAUGGUGUUCUUGCAACAUUUUUUCCACUCAGGACCACGCCGCCGCCGCCAUUGCUCGUGACAGCGCCGCCGUGUUUGCCUGGAAGGGGGAGACCCUCCAGGAGUACUGGUGGUGCACUGAAAGGGCACUUGAUUGGGGCCCAGGUGGAGGGCCUGAUCUGAUUGUUGAUGAUGGAGGAGAUGCAACUCUCUUGAUCCAUGAAGGGGUCAAGGCUGAGGAGGAGUAUGAAAAAACUGGGAAGGUGCCCGACCCAAAUUCGACUGACAAUGCGGAGUUCCAGAUCGUGCUUACGAUUAUCCGAGAUGGACUGAAGUCGGAUCCGAAGAAGUACACCAGAAUGAAGAAGAGACUUGUUGGUGUCUCUGAGGAAACUACCACUGGAGUGAAGAGGCUUUACCAGAUGCAGGCUAAUGGAACACUGCUUUUCCCUGCUAUUAAUGUCAAUGACUCUGUCACCAAGAGCAAGUUUGAUAACUUGUAUGGAUGCCGCCACUCUCUACCCGAUGGACUGAUGAGGGCCACUGAUGUGAUGAUUGCCGGAAAGGUUGCUGUUGUCGCUGGUUAUGGAGACGUUGGCAAGGGCUGUGCUGCUGCCUUGAAGCAAGCAGGUGCUCGUGUGAUUGUGACCGAGAUUGACCCCAUUUGUGCUCUCCAGGCUCUCAUGGAAGGUCUCCAGGUUCUAACGCUCGAAGAUGUUGUCUCUGAAGCUGAUAUCUUUGUCACCACCACUGGUAACAAAGACAUCAUCAUGGUUGACCACAUGAAAAAGAUGAAAAACAAUGCCAUUGUUUGCAACAUCGGUCACUUUGACAAUGAAAUUGACAUGCACGGUCUCGAGACCUACCCUGGGGUUAAGAGAAUCACCAUUAAGCCACAAACAGAUAGAUGGGUAUUCCCUGAAACAAAAUCCGGUAUUAUUGUCUUGGCAGAAGGUCGUCUCAUGAACUUGGGAUGUGCCACCGGUCACCCUAGCUUUGUGAUGUCUUGCUCUUUUACCAACCAAGUUAUUGCACAACUUGAGCUCUGGAAUGAGAGGAAAACUGGCAAGUACGAGAAGAAGGUUUACGUUUUGCCCAAGCACCUUGAUGAGAAAGUUGCUGCUCUUCAUCUUGGGAAGCUUGGUGCUAAGCUCACUGAGCUUUCAAAGGACCAGGCUGAUUACAUUAGCGUACCAGUCGAGGGUCCUUACAAGCCCCCUCGUUACAGGUAUUAAGUGGAAAGCAGACACUGAUUUCCAGGAUACGUUCUGUCACCGUGAAUCUUUCUUUUUCAAAAUUGUGUUUUCAUGUUACAUUGUAGUUUUCUUGGGGGAGUUUUUGGGAGUUGGUAUGUUGGGAAAGAAAUGGUCUCUGUCGAAAGACCAAAAUAUGUUACAAUAAGGUUGAUGAAGGGCUGUUUGAUGUUAUUAUUCUCGGAUUGUUGGUUCGACUAGAAACUUAAACUUUAUAUCUAAUCAGGCCCGACGACUUGCUAGAUUGGUUUGCAAUUUGACCCAUCAAA